Molecule: messenger RNA, 1675 nt
Organism: Poeciliopsis prolifica (blackstripe livebearer)
Lineage: Eukaryota; Metazoa; Chordata; Actinopteri; Cyprinodontiformes; Poeciliidae
Product: guanine nucleotide-binding protein G(olf) subunit alpha-like
Exons: 13
Coding region: 213-1349 (378 amino acids)
Biological process (GO): adenylate cyclase-modulating G protein-coupled receptor signaling pathway
Cellular component (GO): heterotrimeric G-protein complex
Molecular function (GO): G protein-coupled receptor binding; GTPase activity; GTP binding
Source: RefSeq, a predicted model, not a curated record
AUGAGGCGCCGUCAGGGGGAGGCGGAGCUGCUCAGGUGUUUCACUCGGCAAACAUCACACAACCUGCAGCAGCUCCUCUCUGAACCGGACCGGACCGCAGAUUGGACCAUGCCGUCACUGCUUCUGUGACCCGUUUCUGUGGACUUGGAUGGACGAGCGGAACCGGACCUGAAGGCUAGACGGGUCGCUGAUUCCCAGCAGGUAAAGUAGAGAUGGGGUGUUUAGGUGGGAAGACGGACGAAGAGCGACUCGACGAAAAGGCCAAAAGAGAAGCAAACAAGAAGAUCGAGAAGCAGCUGCAGAAGGAGAGACAAGCGUACAAAGCAACACACCGUCUGCUGCUGCUGGGUGCAGGAGAAUCAGGUAAAAGCACCAUCGUGAAGCAGAUGAGGAUUCUCCAUGUGGACGGUUUCAACACUGAAGAGAAGCAGCAGAAGGUCCAGGACAUCAGGAAGAACGUGAAGGACGCCAUCGUGACCAUCGUGUCGGCCAUGACUGCGCUGACUCCGCCCGUCCCUCUGGGAAACCCUGGCAACCAGUUCAGAGUGGACUACAUGAAGAGCAUCGCUCCGCUUUCAGACUUCGAUUACACGGAGGAUUUCUUUGAGCACACCCAGAAACUGUGGGAGGACGACGGCAUCAAGGUGUGCUAUGAACGCUCCAAUGAAUACCAGCUGAUCGACUGCGCCAAGUACUUCUUGGACCGAUUGGACUCUGUCAGGAAGACGGACUACACACCUACCGACCAGGACUUGCUGCGCUGCAGGGUGCUGACAUCUGGGAUCUUUGAGACCAGGUUUCAGGUGGACAAAGUCAACUUCCAUAUGUUUGAUGUAGGAGGUCAGAGGGAUGAGCGCAGGAAGUGGAUCCAGUGCUUCAACGAUGUGACGGCCAUCAUCUUCGUAGCGGCCAGCAGCAGCUACAACAUGGUCAUCAGGGAGGACAACUCCACCAACCGCCUCAGAGAGUCCCUAGAUCUGUUCAGGUCCAUCUGGACCAACAGGUUCCUGAAGACCAUCUCUGUGAUUCUGUUCCUCAACAAGCAGGACGUCCUGGCUGACAAGAUCCUGGCCGGGAAGUCCAAGCUGGAGGAUUAUUUCCCAGAGUUCAGCAACUACCAGUCUCCUCCUGACUCUGUUCCAGAUGUUGGCGAAGACCCCAAAGUGACCCGAGCAAAGUUCUUCAUCAGAGACGAGUUCCUGAGGAUCAGCACGGCCAGCGCCGACGGGAAACAUUACUGCUACCCUCACUUCACCUGCGCCGUGGACACGGAGAACAUCCGCCGCGUCUUCAACGACUGUCGUGACAUCAUCCAGCGCAUGCACCUGCGUCAGUACGAGCUGCUGUGAUUGGCGGCUGGUCCCUGCUAUGGCCCCGCCUUUUCCUGUUAGACCAUCAAUGCAGGCUUCUUCAUGUUUAGAGUAGAAAAGAGAAAUUCUGAGAAUAUGUAGUGUUUAUGGUUCAAAAGGUCAGGGUUAUUCAGAGCAUUAUGGGUAGUGUAGUGUACAGGCUGACAGAGUGCAAACAUUUUUGUUAAAAUAUUUUUCCAUGUUAUGAUGUUGAGUUCAGUUAUAGCCUGUUGUUGAUUGGCUGUUUUCAGAUUUUUAACCAAUCAGGACUUAGAGCUCAUUUAUCCAAACAGGAAGCUGAUGUGCUGAGUUCAUUUAUUAGCAUU